GCAGAUUUCUCUCCAAGAAUCAUUUCGGGUUCAAGUUUGCUUUGCAGGAAAAAUCACCACACAGACUCUCAGAUAUGUCUGCCACCAGCUGUCUCUUCUCUGAGGAGCAGUUUCUCUGCUCCAUCUGUCUGGAUGUGUUCACUGAUCCAGUCUCCAUCCCAUGUGGACACAACUUCUGCAAGCAAUGCAUCACACACCACUGGGAUGUAAACGAGCCAAGUCAGUGCCCGCUGUGUGCAAAGGUUUAUAAAAGAAGACCUGAGCUUCAUGUUAACACUUUCAUAGCGGAGAUGGCUGCUCAGUUUCGGCAAUCAACUGUAAAGAAAACCAGCAGAGUCUUCGUCCAAAGAAGUUCCUCUUCUGUAGCUGUUCUGUGUGACGUCUGCACCGACACCAAAGUGAAGGCGCUGAAGUCCUGCCUGAUGUGCCUGACCUCCUACUGUGAGACUCACCUGGAGCCUCAUCACAGAAUCCCCGGGCUAAAGAGACAUGAGCUGAUCGAUCCUGUGGAGAACCUGGAGGAGAGGAUGUGUCGAAGUCAUGGCCGACCUCUGGAGAUGUUCUGCAAGACGGAUCAGAUGUGCGUGUGUCAGUUCUGCACCGAAUCCAAUCACAAGCAGCACGUCUUUGUCCAGAUGAUAGAUGAAUACACGCUGAAAAAAGACAAACUGGUGAAGUUAGAUGCUGAAAUUCAGAAGAAUAUCCGAGAGAGACGACUGAAGAUUGAGCAGAUGAGACAGGCGGUGAAGCUCAGCAGGGACGAUGCAGACAGAGAGACAGCAGCCAGCAUGGAUGUCUUCACGGCUCUGAUCCAUAGUGUUGAGAAAGGCCUGGCUAUGCUUCUCGAUGUCAUUGAAAAGAAGCACAAAAAAAUAGAAGAAGAGGCUGAAGGCUUCAUCAAAAAGCUGGAAGAUGAAAUCUCAGUGCUGAUGAAGAGAAGUGCUGAAGUGCAGCAGCUCUCAUGCACUGAAGACCACCUCCAGUUCCUCCAAAACUUCUCAUUCUUGAACAUCACAGCGCCCGUCAACAAAUGGUCAUACGUCCGCGUUCACUCAUCUUAUGAAGGGACUAUAGCAAGAGCUUUGGCCCAGCUGGAGAAGACGCUCAGUGAAAUGAUGCUGGAGAUGCGUGCCAAUGUGGAUCUGAAGAGAGUCCAGCACUACGCUGUGGAUGUCACUCUCGAUCCUGAAACAGCAAGUUCCUAUCUCAUCCUGUCUGACGAUCUGAAACAAGUCAAAUCAGCUGUAACACCGCAGGAUCUCCCUGACAACCCGCUGAGAUUCUCCUUUUGUAACGGUGUUUUGGGAAAGCAGAGUUUCUCCACUGGAAGAUUUUAUUAUGAAGUCCAGGUUGGAGAGAAGACUGACUGGGAUUUAGGAGUGGCAGCUGAAUCGGCAGACAGGAAGGGGAAAAUACGACUGUCUCCUAAAAACGGCUUUUGGACCGUGUGGUUGAGGAAUGGGAAAGAGUACAAAGCUCUUGCUGGUCCUGGCGUCCCUCUCUCCCUGAAGGCAAAGCCUCAGAAGGUGGGGGUGUUUGUGGAUUACGAAGAGGGUCUGGUCUCAUUUUAUGACGUGGAAGCAGCAGUUCUGAUCCACUCUUUCACCUACUGUAACUUUACUGAGAAACUUUACCCCUACUUCAGCCCGUGUACUGUUAGUAGUGGCAGUAACACUGCCCCCCUCAUCCUCCUUCCUCUGACCACAAGAGGAACUGAUUAAUUUCUUUAGCAGUAUCAAGUUUGAGAUUUCUGGUGCUUCAAAUAUCAAGGAUGCACAAUAUUUUUGGCAUUAUAUUGCCAUGCAGUGUUUCCCACAAAAGGACAAUACUUGAAUGGGCCUCCCAGAUAUAUCUUCUG
Messenger RNA from Cheilinus undulatus (humphead wrasse), 1858 nucleotides. Its product is annotated as E3 ubiquitin-protein ligase TRIM39-like. The record is from RefSeq and is a predicted model, not a curated record. The transcript has 2 exons. Gene Ontology annotation, molecular function: zinc ion binding; protein binding. Lineage: Eukaryota; Metazoa; Chordata; Actinopteri; Labriformes; Labridae. Bases 75 to 1721 code for a protein of 548 amino acids.